Molecule: messenger RNA, 2867 nt
Organism: Hirundo rustica (Barn swallow)
Lineage: Eukaryota; Metazoa; Chordata; Aves; Passeriformes; Hirundinidae
Product: ras-related protein Rab-6A-like
Exons: 9
Coding region: 90-848 (252 amino acids)
Molecular function (GO): GTPase activity; GTP binding
Source: RefSeq, a predicted model, not a curated record
GGAGGUGACGCGCGGGGCGCUGGUACCGGGGCGCUCGGCGCUGUCUCCUUGUCCCCAUCACGGCUCCCGCUCGGCCCCCCCGCGCCGCCAUGUCCGCGCCCGGCAGCGGCGGCGACUUCGGGAACCCGCUCAGGAAGUUCAAGCUGGUCUUCCUGGGCGAGCAGAGCGUUGGGAAAACCUCCCUGAUCACCAGGUUUAUGUAUGACAGUUUUGACAAUACUUACCAGGCAACCAUUGGAAUUGAUUUCCUGUCCAAAACAAUGUACCUGGAGGACCGCACGAUCAGGCUGCAGCUGUGGGACACAGCCGGCCAGGAGAGGUUCCUCAUUCCCAGAUCCAUCCGUGACUCUGCUGUGGCUCUCAUUGUCUUUGACAUCACAAGUGGGCCGGGCUGGCCCCAGCAGGUCCGGCUGCAGCUCUGGGACACGGCGGGGCAGGAGCGGUUCCGCAGCCUCAUCCCCAGCUACAUCCGCGACUCCACCAUCGCCGUCGUGGUCUAUGACAUCACAAACUUGAAUUCUUUCCAGCAAACCUCCAAGUGGAUCGAUGACGUCAGGACAGAGCGAGGCAGUGAUGUCAUCAUCAUGUUGGUGGGGAACAAAACCGACCUGGCAGACAAGAGGCAAAUCACCACAGAGGAAGGGGAACAGAGAGCCAAAGAGCUGAAUGUGAUGUUCAUUGAGACCAGUGCAAAGACUGGCUACAAUGUGAAACAGCUUUUCCGCCGUGUGGCUGCUGCCUUACCUGGGAUGGACAGCACACCAGAGAAGAGCAAAGAAGACAUGAUUGACAUCAAACUAGAGAAGCCCCCCGAGCAGCCAGUCACGGAGAGCGGGUGCUCCUGCUAACAGCCCCUGCCAGCAGCACCCCCGCCCGGCCGGGCUCCCGGAGAACAUCCUGCUCAUUGCCACCCCUCUGGGGCUGGAAAACCAUUCCUAAGCGAGCGAAUCCCUGUGUACUGGUGGGGAGCAGCCCCGGCCGCCCCUCUCACUGCAUGGUUUGAGCCCUGAGUGCAGAAUGAGUGUCCUGUCUUUUGAGUUUAUUUUUUUAUGUUGUUGCACUUUGGCACCACGGUGCCCUUCACACUCUCUCCUCUCUCUCUCUCUCUCUCUCUCACACCCUCUCUCUCUCUCUCUCUCUCUCUCUCUCUCUCUCUCUCUCUUACUCCCUUUCUCUCCCUGUUCCCACCCGGAGCCUCCCUGCUCAGAUGUAUCUUGUGAACGCCAUGGAAAAGCUGCCGAGUUAGGGGAGACAGAAAUGAAGCUUAGGGGGGGGUUUGGGUUUUCCGCCUUCCCUCCUGCCUUGCAUCCUCCCCCUGCCCUCUCCAGCCCCCUGUCCUGCAUCCCCACUUCCUCUGGUAAAAGGCUGCUCCUUGAACCUAAACCAGUCACUUGGACUUGCCUUUUUGGACUCUACAGGUUCCCUGUUCCCAGGCUUUGCUUCCCGCAGGGCACACACCCCAUCAGCUCCCUGGUUUCUCCUUUCUGUGGAUGAUCCUGGCUAACUCCUGCUCACAACUUCCCAUUUUUGCCGCUGGUGUCACACAGGGCCCUGGAAAGCCCCAACUCUGAGAGCUUUGGCCUUGUCGGUCCCAUUUGUGUGGCAAGGGCAUCCCAGAGCCUGCUCCCCUCAGCUGGAAUCUCUUCCCAUCCAGAGGGUGUUGUUGGGUCUGUGUGGGAGGAGGAGAGAACAGGGGCUUUGCAGCCUGAGGCAGGGUGGGGGAGAGGUCUGCAGGGAUUCUGGAAGCAGUGACCUGGAAUCCAUCACUGCAGGGUCAAUACCUGCCCUGGGAGUCAUGGAUGUUCCUCAGGCUCCUUCCCUGAUCUCCAUUCUCCUGUUCCUCGUCACGGAAGGUGCUUCAUGUGGAGCAGGAGAGCCACAGCAGAGGGAAGGGCAACAUUCCACUCAAUGUCAGGCUGCUGCUUGAUGGAGUCGUUCCCACUGCCUCUGCCCUUGGAGCAGAGCUCUGGGGUGGGACCAGCAGCCGUUUCACUCCUGGGAGAGUUUUAACCUUUGCCAAAGCUGAGGGGAGCAGUGGCAGGGAAUUCCUGUCACAGUGGGUGGAAGGUUGGAGGGCUGGACGUUGCUGAAGGGAAUUCCGGUGUCACUUCCCCAGCUUGAAGAUUGGGAACUGCCUCCUUUCCCCCAGCCCCUGGUUUUGAAUCACUUCAUAGAGCUUUUCAGUGAUUUCCUGGGGUUUUGGGUCCACAAAAAGUUGGUUUGUCAGUUUGCAGAGAGGAGAAUUCCACUGUCCUUUCCCCACCUGGCCUGUGUGACACGGAGGAUGCGGUGGUCGGACAAUGGCCACAGUGUGACCACGCUGGGGGGGUCAGUGACACUCUCUCCCCUCCCCUGGCAGGGUGUCCCCAGUCCCUGACACGGUGUGUGCCCCUGGGGGCAGGAAGGGACAGCCCUGGGCUGGCAGCAGGUCACCGAGGUCCCCAGAGUCCCUUCCCCUCCGGGCGAGCUGGCUGCAGGAGGAAGCUGGGAUGUGACUCCCCGUUCCCCGCCCCUCGGGAAGCUGAUCCCAUUCCCUGUACAUAGCCCAUUGUGGGAAUUGCUGGUGUCGGUGUCCGUGUCUGUAGAACAGGUGUUGCUGUCCCUCCUCACAGGCAGCUCUGCUGUCCCUUCGUGUUGUUCGAGUCACGGACCGGGGCGGGAGGGGGGGAGACCCCAAUUACGGGGCGGGGGUAAUUAGUGGAAUCCAAAUAGUUCCCUUCCCACUGUUUUUCUGGAUGUGUUCCUGCCGUGUGUCCGGCCCUGCUGUCUUGUAGCUGUAGCGAGUAAGUGUGACUGUAACUCCGAGUAAGGACUGUGUGACACAGCCACAGUGUAUCACUAAAUAAAUAAAAGUUAUUUCACCAACA